Molecule: messenger RNA, 3728 nt
Organism: Toxotes jaculatrix (banded archerfish)
Lineage: Eukaryota; Metazoa; Chordata; Actinopteri; Toxotidae
Product: zinc finger protein 2-like
Exons: 3
Coding region: 1-2049 (682 amino acids)
Biological process (GO): regulation of transcription by RNA polymerase II
Cellular component (GO): nucleus
Molecular function (GO): RNA polymerase II cis-regulatory region sequence-specific DNA binding; DNA-binding transcription activator activity, RNA polymerase II-specific
Source: RefSeq, a predicted model, not a curated record
AUGUGGUGUAACAUCCACAGAACGUACUGUGGGUUUGUACCAGUGUCUCUGUCCCCCAGAGCUCGAUCACAGCAGCAGCUCGGCCUUCGUCAUGGACGACCUGGACUGGACCUGCUGCAGUCCAGCAGAGGUCGCUGUGCGCGCUCUUCGCUUCGCUCUCCUCUCGGCGAACUGUCGUCGACGCGGAAGUCGGUGCGUGUGUUUACCUCCCCGCUGGCUGCCUUUGUUCGCUGGAAGGCUCAAAGUGCGCAGAGCAGGAGGAAGAUGUGCGCCGUGCGGCUGCUGCGGGUGUCGGUACACGAGCGGAUCAGCGCCGCCGCCGAAGACUUUCUGCUGCAGGUGGAGAAAGGAGGAGAAACGGCUGAAAUCCCGGCGCUGAGAGCGCUGCUCACCGAGCGGCUAACGGCGGCGGCGGAGGAGAUCAUCGGUCUGUUGGAGGAAACCGUGGCGGAGUACGAAGGCAGAGUGGAGCGGUCAGAGCGGGAGAUCUGCCGCCAGAGGAGGCUGCUCGAUGCCGUGCUGAAGCCCGAAGUCCGGCUGCACAGAGCAGAUCUGCUGCAGUCAGUAAACGUGACCCAGACGAACCUCCGGCCUUCAGACCCUGCAGACCCGAACCAGACUCAGUCUGAACACGUCGGCAGCGACGCUUCCCGCCCUCCGACACCUCGCUGCCCCUCUCCAACGUACAACCCGCCCGUCUCGCCGAGCAGCUCGGCCGUCCACAGCGAUCCGGACAGCGACUGGAACGAACAGAAUCAGACUCUCAGAUCCCCGAGGAAAAAGAAAAGAGGCCGGCCGCUGCUCGGCAUCAGAAACAAACGGAAGCGGUCGACUCCGGCUCAGAGUUUCAGCUGUCAGGUGUGUGGACGAGCUCUGCAGGGGAAAGGUUUCCUGCUCAAACACGUCCUGCAAGUCUGUGCCAAAGACCCGGACUGUCGCUGUGGCUUCUGCGGCGAGCGUUUAGACUCGGCCGACGGCCUGAUGGCUCAUCUGCAAACACACCAGGAGAGGAGUAAAACCUGCUCCUUCUGCGGGAAGAUCUUCCAGUCCAUCCUGGCACAGGAGCUGCACGCCCGGCUGCACACCGGAGAGAAACCGUACAGCUGCGACGUCUGCGGCAAGAAGUUCAGCCAGAAGGGAAACCUGACGUCCCACACGCGUGUCCACGCCGCAGAGAAACCCUUCCAGUGUAAAGAGUGCACCCGGGCCUUCUGUCACUUGACGUCUUUAGAGCGACACAUGCAGGAGCACAGCAGCGAGGUGGCGCAGGCCUGUAGCGUCUGCGGCCAGGAGUUCAGGAAGCAACACAGCCUGCGACGACACAUGAUGACUCAUCAAACCGAUGCCGCUCAUAAGCCAAAGAGAUACCGCAGCUCGACACCGGCGUACACCUGCAAAGUGUGCGGGGACACCUUCGACAGGAAAACCUUGUUAGUUAAACACGUGGAGACUCACCUGCAGGACCCAGACUGCUGCUGUGGACUCUGUGGACACCACUAUGAGUCUCCCACCAGCCUCGCCGCUCACCUACGCUCCCACCGUGAGGUCGGCAACACCUGCGACAUCUGUGGGAAAUGCUUCCCAGCUCACGCGGCGCUGCAGAUGCACAUGAGGAUCCACACCGGUGAGAAACCAUACACCUGCCGCUUCUGUGGGAAGGCUUUUAACCAGAGCGGGAACCUGAAGACGCACCUGAAGAUACACACCGGGGAGAGGGCGUUCUCCUGCAGCCUCUGUGGGAAGGGCUUCACCCAGAAACAGACUCUGGACACUCACGUCCGCUUCCACAACAAAGAGAGACGCUUCCUCUGUCAGGUCUGCGGAAAAGGUUUCAUGCAGGACGUGGACCUGAAGAGACACAUACUGAUCCACACCGGAGAGAAACCGUACAGCUGCAGGAUUUGUGGGAAGAGCUUUCAGGCCAAAAGGUCACUGAAUGGACACCUGAAACUCCACACGGCAGAGAGCGAUGAGACCGGGACGGAGCCGGAUCAGGCUUCACAGCAGCAGAGGACGGACGGCUUCUACUCAGGAUUUCUUCAGCUGUAGAGGACUGGUUUUAGAGACUGAUGACUGUUAGAGCUGGACUCAGUUCCAGACUACUUCACUGAGAAUGCACCGGCCCGCGACCCUCGACCCUCGGCCCCGAGCCCUGAGCCUCGGCCCUCGGACCUGUUCUAGACCUGCAGCGAUUCGUCGAUUCAUCGUUUCAGUCAUGGAUUGUGGAAAAAAACAAAAAAAUUGCUUCCUUCAGUUUCUGAAAUAUGAAGAUUUCUAAGUUAUAUCUGACAGUUCAUUCAAGUUCAAGUGUCUUAAAGUUUUGGACUGUGACGUCUUUGUUGUGUCCGACUGAGAAAACGUUUGUCAUUUGUUACUAUUUAUUAACAUUUCAUACAUUAAACGAUUGGUUGAUAAUGAAAACGAGCAUCAGCUGCGUCCUGCUCAGAGGACACAGAACCGAGGAACCUCAGAUCUGACCAAUGUGCAGAACGUGCACUGGGUUCUGUUCCUGGUGCUGAGUCCACAGUUCUGGUCUUCGCGGCACAGACGUGUCUGAUGGGAAGCUGAGGUCCUGUAAAAUCAGCACAGCCACUGAAACCAGACGUUCCUCAGCAUCAGGAACCAACAGAACAACAACGUAUGGUUAUUGUCGUAAAUCUGCAGAAUAUUUUCUGAUGAAUCGUUUGAUGUGUGAAAUGACAGAGUGUCAGAAUCAGAGCUCAGAGUUUCCGGUGGACGGACAGUGGAAGGGACAGGUUCAGGAUCAGCAUGCAGCUGCUGAUCCUUCAGACGCUGUAUGCUUUAUGUCUCUGACUCGAGACGUUUCCUCAGUCUGCUCCUACAACUGAAGAACACGUCAUGACGAUGAAGCAGAAACUAUAGUAGCUGAAGAACAACAGAACGACCUGUGGAAAACAUGGAUGGCUCUCUGACUGAGGUUCUGUGGAUACUGCCCCUAGUGGCUCAGAGUGGUAUCACACUUAAAGCCUGUGUGUUUUAUUUACAGCAGACGUGUCCAAACUGUCCCACAGAGGGACAUGUGGCUGCAGGUUUUUGUUCCAACCAGUCAGCAUCACACCAGACUGGACUCAUUUAAUCAGCUGAUCUCAGUUUUCAGACAGCUGAUUGGUCAAACUGUGUCCACUUCAUUGGUUGGAACAGAAACCUGCAGCCACACGUCCCUGUGGGACAGUUUGGACACCUCUGAUUUACAGUCUUUGAUUCUUUAACUUUAUGAGUUAGUGUUUUUACUUCCUUUGCCUUUGAUACAUAUGAUGUUGAAUACACCUGACGUCACCUCACCUGCCCACUGUCUGUUUCCUGUAGUUCACCUGUUAUUUCGUGUUUCUUCUGUAAGUUGUUUAAACAACUGUCAGGGGAAAGGUUUCCUGACCUGAACCUUCAGUUUCAGGUCAGAUUCACCCAGCGCUUCACAUUCCUGGUCCUGCAGCGUGAGAGCAUAACCAUCGCAAGCCUAGACCCCUGACGUGUCCCCUGACGUGUCCCCUGUAAAUGACGUCUCUGUUGACUUGUCAGUUAUCACUCAGUCGCCCAGAAACCUCACAGCUCCACGUGAGUUACACGUAUGUUUCGCAGCCUGCUCUGGUUCUCCGUACACACUCGCUCUCCAUCACUGUCAUUAAUCUUUUUCUUAGAUUUUUAUUUUUCCUUAAACUCUUUGUCUAUUUUUCCUGAUAAAGCUUCUACGUACGUUGAUCAUCACUGAC